Molecule: messenger RNA, 579 nt
Organism: Penicillium digitatum Pd1
Lineage: Eukaryota; Fungi; Ascomycota; Eurotiomycetes; Eurotiales; Aspergillaceae
Product: putative haloacid dehalogenase-like hydrolase
Source: RefSeq, a predicted model, not a curated record
AUGUUCAGCGAAAUGAGAGAAGCACUCGGAAUCGAUCGCUCCAUCGACAUCCUCCAGCACAUCCGUGAACUCCCAACCGCAGACCAAGCCAUAGCUGUAUCCAAGGUGCAAGCAGUAGAGCGCCGAGCUAUGGCUCACCAGCAGCCACAGCCCGGCCUGGUUCGUUUAAUGGACUAUCUUGAAUCGCGCGGCUUACGACGGGCGCUCUGCACGCGCAACUUCGAAGCACCAGUCCAGAACCUGAUUAACAACCAUCUUGACGGUCAUGUCUUCCUACCAAUCAUCACACGCGACACGCCUAAUCUCCUGCCGAAGCCUGAUCCAGCCGGCAUUUUGCACAUUGCGAGUGCAUGGGGUCUCCCUAAUGGGGAGAAUUUGAUUAUGGUUGGUGAUAGCAUUGAUGAUAUGACGGCUGGGCAUUUGGCGGGCGCUGCGACAGUGUUACUUUUGAAUGAGCGGAAUGUGCAUUUGAAGGAACAUCCGCAUACGGAUCUUUGCAUUAAGCAACUGGAUGAUCUGGUCGGUAUCCUGGAGGUCGGGUUUGCCGGGACUAGAGAGAAUGAUGAGCACGGCGCGUGA